CGAGAAACUAAUAGUCCUGACGCGAGAAGGCGGAAAUCAGAAGACCACUAGGUUUGCGAUGAUACUUCUAUUGUCCAAACACAAGGAGACGAAAAUAAAUGGUCUCACACCAAAAUGACAAGUAAGUAAAGUAGUUCACACAAAUUGUGAAUGCGAAUAUAUAUAAUUGUUCCAGACAAAGCGUGGGAAAAAUCAUUAGACAGUCUUAACAUGAAUGGCUAAUUAUAAUGGAGUGUCGAUCCAAAUAUACAUAGCGAAUAUAGCAGACAUGUGAACAACCAUAUAUGGAUAUAUGUCACCAAGCAACGGACUGUCAACAAACACUCAUAUUAUAUAUAAUAUAAAUGGAAUAUACGUUGUUAAAGGAGACAGGUUCAUACAAGUGAAGUGGUCACAGACUAACCGAGCAAACAGAAAGAGAGACCAACAUACACACACACAUAAAUAUAUAUGUGGAUACAUAUCAAACUUAAAACCAAUCUGGAAAUCUUCGUCACUCAGCAUCAACAACAAAAUUCAGUCGGAUUUUCAAUACAAACGUCAAGCCAGUCAGUUCUUCUAUACGGAUCAGAAACUUGGGGUGCGGGUCACAAAGAAUAUUUCCAAAAGGCUGCAGACCUUUAUUAACAGCUUUCUCCACUCUAUACUGAAGAUCAGAUGGCCGGAAAGAAUCACCAACAAGGAAUUAUGGGAACAAACAAAGCAAGAACCAAUCGCCAACCAACAAAUAUGCAGGAGAAAGUGGAGAUGGAAUGGACACUCGCUGAGGAGGCCGCCGCUGGGUGACAUCGCGCGUCAGGCCAUUGCUCGAGUGGAACCGAAAGGGAAGCGGCGAGUGGGACGUCAGUGCAAGGGUGACAUGGAGGAGAUCGUGUGAAGAGGAAAUGAAACAGUAUGGACUAACAUGGAUGCAGGUGAAAAGUACAGCAGAAGACAGAAGCAAGUGGAGACGUGCAGUUUAAGCCCUAUCUUCCACUAGGAACCCAAGGGAACAAUAAUAAUACA
Messenger RNA from Trichobilharzia regenti, 1005 nucleotides. NCBI's taxonomy places the organism in Eukaryota, Metazoa, Platyhelminthes, Trematoda, Strigeidida, Schistosomatidae. The record is from the annotation of a GenBank genome assembly.